Messenger RNA from Blepharisma stoltei, 1638 nucleotides. Lineage: Eukaryota; Ciliophora; Heterotrichea; Heterotrichida; Blepharismidae. The record is from the annotation of a GenBank genome assembly.
AUGUAUUAUUUCGAUGCAAGAGAAUUAGAAGAAGAAUUCAAGAUUGAGGAUAAAUUAUAUAGAGACUAUCUUAUUGAUUUUCACGUAGCAAAAUGUCCAGGCAGUGUAUGCAUUACUUCACCUUGCCUGUUUUAUCAUGAAGGCGAAAAAAGGCGAAGAAGACCUUUCCGAUUUUCUAAUGGUGCAUGAAGCUACAAACCUCAGCUGUGUAUUGAUGAUAACUGCGAAUACGGAGAAACUUGUGUUUAUGCGCAUAAUAAGGACGAGAUUAAUUAUCAUCCUAUGGUCUUUAAAACAAUUCCAUGCAGUUACCCUUUACAAAAUGGAGUUUGUUCCAAAAAUGGAGAACACUGCUUCUUACGCCAUGCUCCUGGUGCUUUAAGAGAACCUUCAGACUAUUUUAAAAAUAACCCUAGAAAAAUGUGAGUUGGAAGCACCGUUGAGGAACAAAAUAAUGACAAUAUUAAGUCUCAAAAAUACCAUACACAAUAUAAAAUAAAUCAAGAUAAUAAAAGAACCAAAAAAAGAAAAACUUCUAAUUUUGAAUUCGAAAGGGACACGUUUAAAGUGUUUGUUUGCAAUGAUUUCAAAGAACAUGACGAAGCCAGAUGCUUAUUUUAUCAUACCUAUGAUGACCAAAGAAGGGAUCCUAAAAAAUAUAACUUCAUUUUUGUUCAAUAAUAAUUAUUAUAUAGAAAGAAUAAAAUAAGCAGCUAUAAUGAGGAGAAAUAGAAUAAGUAUAGAGCCAUACCUUGCAGAAAUGCAUAUAAUCCUGAUAAUAAAAAGUUCGAAAGGGACUGCUUUUAUGGGAAUGAAUGCGAGUUUGCGCAUAAUAAAUAUGAGCUGUUCUAUCAUAAAGAUUUUUUUAGAAAAUAUGAAUGUAAAAACCAUGAUUGCGACUUAGAAGAAAUCUGCCCUUUUACUCAUAAUGAAGAAUCGCAAGAGGUGGACAAUACAUAUGAUACAGAAGAGCUAAGAAAUUUGAGAGAUAAAAAUAAUUUAUUGAAAGAUUUUUUAAGUAGUUUGAGAGAGAGGCUGAAGGAAAAAGAAAGAUUUAUUUGUCAUUUCUGUAAAACUAAACCAAUUGUGGUUGUAUUUGUAUGUGGCCAUGCUGGGUGUAGAGAUUGUGGUGAUUCGUGUCAGCAUUGUAAUAGAAACGAUAAAAUUACACUACUAAAGGUUUUACAUUACAUUAAACCUGGUAUUUUAAGGUGUCUAGUGACACACCCCUUAAUUAAAAAGGGUCAAAGCGAGACCAGUGACGUCACCAAGCCAUCUUGGAAUAUGUGGUCAGCCCACACCCAAGCCUUCUAUAAGGCUUUGUCGCCAGAAAGUCGCCGUACAUCUCACCCGGCGCGUUGCCGUCACUCACCCUGACUCAGCUCCUGCGCGUGUUCCGCCUAAGGGUCAUCCUCCCGUGGGGAUGUGUGAGAGAUAAAACUCCGAGCCUCUUGAAUGCGCUGAGGAGCCGUGCCUUUGGUUAUCCCAAAAGUUAAACGGCUGUUGCUUGCGCAGAAGUUCUCGAGAGAAAACCCAACCCCAUAAAUAAAAUUCCAUGAGGGAGAGAAAAUUGGCAGAGCCAAUUUCUCUCGAACCGAAUGCCAUUUUAUUUAUACACUAAAGGUUUUACAAAUUUAA